AUGUGUCGCCAUGCCUGGCAUGUGGAAGGGGAAGUAACACCAGGACUAUCUCAAGUGGAAUAUGCACUUCGAAGACACAAACUAAUGUCUCUGAUCCAUAAGGAAACCCAAGGACAGAGUGGAACAGACCACACAGUGGUUGUGCUUUCCAGCCCUACAUACUACAUGAGCAAUGAUAUCCCCUACACUUUCCACCAAGACAACAACUUCCUGUACUUGUGCGGAUUCCAAGAGCCUGAUAGCAUUCUGGUCCUUCAGAGCCUCCCUGGCAAGCAGUUACCAUGCCAUAAGGCCAUGCUUUUUGUUCCUGGGAGAGACCCCAGUCGAGAACUUUGGGAUGGUCCACGAUCUGGCACAGAUGGAACAAUAGCCCUAACUGGAGUGGACGAAGCUUACACACGAGAAGAAUUUCAACACCUACUGCCAAAACUGAAAGCUGAGAACAACACUGUUUGGUAUGAUUGGAUGAAGCCUUCUCAUGCACAGCUCCAUGCUGACUACAUGCAGCAUCUAACUGAGGCCAAAUCCAGGAGUAAGAAUAAGGUUCGGGGUGUCCAGCAGCUAAUACAGCGCCUCCGGCUCAUCAAAUCUCCUGCAGAAAUUAAGAGAAUGCAGAUUGCUGGGAAGUUGACUUCACAGGCUUUCAUAGAGACCAUGUUUGCCAGCAAAGCCCCUGUGGAGGAAGCCUUUCUUUAUGCUAAGUUUGAAUAUGAAUGCCGGACUCGAGGCGCAGACAUCCUAGCCUACCCACCUGUGGUUGCUGGUGGUAAUCGCUCAAACACUUUGCAUUACGUGAAAAAUAAUCAACUCAUCAAGGAUGGUGAAAUGGUGCUUCUGGAUGGAGGUUGUGAGUCUUCCUGCUAUGUAAGUGACAUCACACGCACCUGGCCUGUCAAUGGCAGGUUGCUCGAAAAUACUGCCCUCACCAUGUUGGCCAUUACCUUGGGAUGGAUGUGCAUGACACUCCAGAUAUGCCCCGUUCCCUCCCACUGA
Molecule: messenger RNA, 993 nt
Organism: Dipodomys ordii (Ord's kangaroo rat)
Lineage: Eukaryota; Metazoa; Chordata; Mammalia; Rodentia; Heteromyidae
Gene: Xpnpep3
Product: X-prolyl aminopeptidase 3, mitochondrial
Exons: 7
Coding region: 1-993 (330 amino acids)
Cellular component (GO): mitochondrion
Molecular function (GO): metalloaminopeptidase activity; manganese ion binding
Source: RefSeq, a predicted model, not a curated record